AUGCCAUCAGCUGCGCGCCCACAAGACGGCGCUACGGCGGCCGAGCCUGGCACAUCGGCAUUGGCCGCGGCAAGCAUCACCACCUCGGAGCAGCUCGUCAAGACCCUCCGUGUUCCUCAGACACCCGCCAACGGCAUCAGCAAGGUCUCGAUCGCAUCAGAGGCAUGGAAAUCGCAGGAGUUCUUCGUCCCGAAGAAGGCGGAGCUACUCUCGCAGUGGAUCCUCGAGCAUCUGUGUUCGGGCCUGCGCGGUGCAGCGUCCGCCAGUAACCAUGGGACGCCGACCAAGGGCAAGGGCAAAGGCAAGCAGCAGCAGCAGCAGCAGCAGAAGGGGAAGGCGGCAGAGACCGUCGGCCCAAUCGAACUCGAUCUUGAGGCAUGGACACUGCUCGCCAGCAUCAUUGCCGCCCAGACUGGGUCAGAGUCGGAUCUGACCGAGGCGUCGAAACGCAGCUGGCUCUCGCACCUCGCCAACACGCAACCCACGCUUCAGCUCGCCGGUGCACUCGCCAGGCAACUCGAACAGGCACAAGCCACGUCAGAUGCCGAUCGUUUUCAGUUGUUGUCCGCCGCCGAGGCGUCGCUGGUGAAGCUCCUUCCGCCCGCCACGUCCCGCACAGCAGCAACCAACGUCGAAACCGCCACCGACGCCAUCCAUGCGUGGCUCGAGUUCUUCAGUCAACCACGCUCCUCAGCAGAGUCACAAAGCGGGUUUGAGAUCCUCAAGUCCAUCGUGGUUACGUGGGCCACCGCUCUCCAGUACGGCUCGAACGCCAAACGCAACCACCACCACUUUUGCACACGCACAUUGCCUGCUCUCGUCCGAGCACUGCAAGCGGUCAGUCUCCAAUCGCUGCAAAACGAAAGCGCAGCCAACAGCGCAUCGGCCCUGCUCGAACUCGUCAAGCAGAUCGCGGCAGAAUCCCUCUUCACCGAAGAUGUGCAUAGAUCCUUGCUGCAGGCUGGUCGCAGUGCCGAGCUCGGCAGCGCAGUCAACUGGAGAGAGCCCAAAGCAGCCUCAACCGAGGUCGUUCAGCAGCUCGUCUCCUUCCUGCACGGACAGGGAUCUGACGACAGGAUCACAUCUACCGCCGCGCUCGGCUCGCUACCCGUACUCAGCGAGCUACUCUAUACAAGACUCAGCCGCAGCGAGUCGCUCAACUCGAUGGCGAGCUCCAGCACCACAUCUGCUGGCUCUGUGCGCGAAACACAGCUCGCCCUCGUUCGCAAGACCAUGCUGGCCGAGUGGCUUUUCCCCGUGCUGCCGUUCCUGGUCACGCCUUCUGAGCGUGCUUCGCAACAGAACUCUGCCGACCGGGCUGCGGCGCGCAAGGGUGUGCUGCGCGGCAUCGAGCGCGAUAGCCUCUACAUCAUCGGCUGCGACGAGCACGAGGCGUGGCGCUCCUUCUUCAGCACCCUCUUCAACGACAUUCGAGAUGACCUGAGCCGCAUUGCCACCGACGAAUCCGAAUCUACAAGUGCGCAUGUCGAGAUCGCCGAUCACUUCCGCAGCCUCACUCUGCUUUGGCGACUUGAAAAGUCGGUCGUCGAAGAUGACCUGGUCGACAUCUUGGCCAUGGCCGCCGUACAGCCCGUCGCCAAGCCAACAAUCAGGAGCGCAGAGGAGCUUGGAAUCUCGACGCGCGCUGGAUUCGACUUUAUUCGCGAGGUAGCAGCCCUGGAUGUUCGAUUCCGCACGCUGCCGGCUCUGGUGAACAACAUCAUGCCCAGCCUCCCGCUCGCUGCCGAGCGCCUGGCGGGGCGUGGCAGGGAGCUUGCCGAGUCGCUAUAUGUCUCACAGACCUUCCUUGCCGAGCUCGCCAAGCUAUGCCACGACAGCGUUACCGCGAUGCAGGUGCCGGACCUCGUGAACCGGAUCCCGACGAUGGUGCAGAAUGUCGGUUCCGCUCUAGACGCACUCACGGUCGACACUGGCAAGGCUGCAAAGAGACAGCGCAGGGCCUCGGGCGGCGCGGACAGCAGUGCGGCCCACGCGGACACCGCGGCGCUACUCGUUCAGCUGCGGAUCGCGGCCACGGUGGUGCAGAGCGUGAACGUCGCGCCUCAGCUGCGCGCACGCUCGGUUGCAGCAGCGGAGGAGUUGCACAACUCGCUGAUAUUGCCGUGUCUCGAUGCUGUGCUCGGCUCCACUCGUGCUGUACCGGCAUCUGGCGUGUGCGGUGUGGCAGCGGCGGCGUUGCAGCUCCGGCAUUCGUUGCUCUCGGAAAAGUGGCGCUAUGAUCCUUCAGAACCGGUCAAACUCGACGGCUCGCUGCCGACAGAAAGCCUGCCGUGCCUCGAGGUGGCGUUGGACGAACGCGCCGACUCGCUCAUCGAGAUCUUGGCUCUGCGUGAUGGACAAGGCGCAGCCGAAUCGGCGCUGUGCCAGCUGCAGUUCCAGAUUCUCCAGGCGCUGCUGCAACGUGCCGAGAGAGACGCAUUCUUGGGACGCCACGAGUCACGCUACUGCCAGUUGAUCUCUGCCGAUGCGGCGCCGAUCGCGCAGCUGCUCGACGAGAUCGUCGCCGUGUCGGGCUCAAAGGAGGCGGGGACGAUGUGGUCGGGUCGCCCGACGCAGCUUCGUGGGCGUGCAGAGCUGCUGCAAGCCGUGUGGUUGGCGAUUGUUACGCGUUGGGCACCGCUGCUCGACCGGCUUGCGGACGAGGCCCUCCUGGCCCGACUCGCUGCUGCCGUCAUGGCGGCUUCAGCGGCGGGUGAGGAACAGGAUACGGCAAAGGGAUGCAUGCGCUACAUCUCGACGACUGCGCUGCGCAACGCAGCCUUCCUCGAGCUACCCAACGUUCGCCGCCACGUAAUCGCAUGCAUCCAGCAGCGCGUGGAUCCCAGCGGCAGGGAUGUGGAGAGUCGGCUGGCGGCCACGACGGCGCUGUGGCUCACACCCUCGGAAUGGAUCGCCAAGCCGGCACGUGGCGCACUCACCGCCAAGCUCCUUGCUCUCGAUCGUGACAUUGCUUCAGCUGCACACCAGCAGAAGGGCCAUGCAGGUACAACGGGCUGGACAGAGCUCCGCAAGCUGCUCGCGCGGCUGCUCGAGGCGGACUUUGCAACCGAAGCCGACAUCAGCGACGCGGACUUGUUGAGCUCCCUGCGUACCUUUGUCGCCAGUGACGAGCAAGACCCGGCGUGGCAGCGUGCCUCACUCGCUGUCAUCCGCGCCACCGUGAACGUGCUCUUGCAGAGGGGAAGCUUGAACGCGGAUAUUCGCUCGGCGCUCGUGCAAGGAGCUCUCGAGGCCCGCCGUCAGGCAAGCGGCGACGCCUCGCACGUCACUUUCAGGGAGCGCGCGGCACAGGACAUGUUUGCUGCGCUUUGCAGCGGCGGUGUUGCCGAGUCGGAGCUGCUCGGGGCCGAUGCGGACAGGGACGUGGCACAGAAGAGCCUCGAGGCGCUCAAGACGCUUGGAGCUGCCGCCGGCCUCGACACCGCCACGGGCGUGAUCACGACGCUGGAGCUGGCACUCUACCACUUGCGCGAGAUCCGCCUGCGUAUGAACGGCACGCGCUCGGAUGCCAGCGAGCUCGGUGCCGCUGUGACCAAGGACGUGGUCACCGCGCUCUGCAUCCUGCUGGGUCGCGGUAGUCUCGUUAGUGACGCAGAUGAUGCCCACGCCAAGCUCGUGCGCACUGCAGCAGAUGUGGCGCUGGAGCUUUUGCGCUGUCUGCAAGGCGCACCGGCGGCCGGAGCUUGUCUGGCGUACUCGGCGUUGGUGUCGUCGCUGCCAGAGGUGGGCGAACAGCAGCGCGUGCGUGACGGCCUGCAGCGCAUCGUCUCGCGCCUCGACACGGAGCAGUACGAUGCGACACUGAGCCAGCUACUCGCAGCAUUGUCUAGUGCCUCCACGCUGGAGGGUGCGGGUGCGGACGCGGAUGUGGGUGCACUGAUCGGGACGGUGGGGCUGGUGUUGGGCAGCGCGCCGGAGGGCACGUCCAAGAUCGCUCGCGACCAUCUGGCGCACUGGCUUUCACUGCUCGUAGGGACCACCGCGGGCCCGGUGCGCGUAGGUGCGAUGGUGGCGUCAGUGUCUGCACUCGAUCUGCUCUGCAGGCACCAUGCAAUGCUUCUGCGUACGCAGGAUGUUCAUGCCAUGAUGCAGCUCUUUGCUACGCUGGUGGGACCGAGCGCGCGUGACGAGGUAUCUGGUACCAUCUCGUCACUCCCGGCCUCUCGUCGGGAUGCGGUGCGCAGCGCGAUCUUCAUUGGCAUCGUUUCGACGCUGGGUUCGCUCAUGCGGCUGCGCCAGGACCUCGUCCUCGGUGGGCUGCCGCAACUGGGUGCGCUGCUCGCGCGGCUGUGUGCGCUGUUCCGCCGGUUGAAACGCACGCCUUCGGGCAUGCAGCGUCGUCAGCUGCGGCGCGACCUGCCGGCCUGGUUGGACCCGGUGGAGGUGACUCCGCUGGGCGAGCACGAGGCACGCGCGUUGAGUAGGCUGCUCAGCUCGCUGGUGGCCAAGAACGUGUCGCUCAAGAGCCGGGGCGACGAGGGCAAGGCGCAGAGUCUGGCCAAGCCGUUUUCAAAGCACGCGACGUACGUGCUGGUGGCGUAUCUGCGCAGUCUGACCGCGCCGAAUGCAGUCGUACCGUUCGAGGUGCGCGCCGAGCUCGAGGUGGGCAUGCUGACACUGUGCGGCAUCAUGGGCCACCACCAGAGAGACGCCGCCAUGGUGGGCAUGCUCGACGCCGCGGGCAAAGUGCUCAUGAAGAGGAUCUGGAGCGAGUACGAGAAACAGCGAUACAAGGGCCAGUAG
Messenger RNA from Moesziomyces antarcticus, 4764 nucleotides. RefSeq lists its product as uncharacterized. The transcript has a single exon. NCBI's taxonomy places the organism in Eukaryota, Fungi, Basidiomycota, Ustilaginomycetes, Ustilaginales, Ustilaginaceae. The coding region runs from base 1 to 4764 and encodes 1587 amino acids. The record is from RefSeq and is a predicted model, not a curated record.